This is a messenger RNA of Diabrotica virgifera virgifera (western corn rootworm), 2666 nucleotides long. RefSeq names its product nuclear RNA export factor 2-like. Gene Ontology annotation, cellular component: nucleus. NCBI's taxonomy places the organism in Eukaryota, Metazoa, Arthropoda, Insecta, Coleoptera, Chrysomelidae. The coding region runs from base 302 to 2008 and encodes 568 amino acids. Gene Ontology annotation, biological process: poly(A)+ mRNA export from nucleus. Gene Ontology annotation, molecular function: RNA binding; protein binding. The record is from RefSeq and is a predicted model, not a curated record. The transcript is spliced from 9 exons.
UGAAGUUUGAUUUUAAUGAAUUUUAUCAGGUUAUGAACGUUUAUCCACUUUAAAUUUGCAUUGCAUCAAAAUACUUUCCUAAUUCGAAUAUUCUUUGUUUAAAUAUUCACGUGUUUUUAGUGUAAUUUUUUUUAAAUACUUUAUCACACAGUGAAAAGUAGUGUCCUCUUCCAGUCAUUAAUAAAAACCAAUAUAUGAUUUGGAAACUGAAGUUGUAAUUUAGUUCUGGCACUGUUUGUAAAUUCGAAUUAUUUAUAAUAGGAUAUUAUAUUGGUUAUAUAUUGGGAUUUAUUAUCCCAUCAUGCACAACGCGAAAGAAUUAUACCAACAGCGAAUGGAUCAAAUUGAACAAAUGAAUUAUAUUAGAUUUAAAACACCAGAUCCCCAGCAUGUUUUGAUAACAGAUAAAUGUAUAUCAGUCUUACAUAAACAUAGAAGUUUGCUUAAUGAUGUUAACUAUUGGCAUCAAUUCAUGGUUAGAAAUGUUGAUCAUGCAAAACGAGAACAAGUUCUUACUGCAAUUUUGGAUCAUGUUUUUCCAUUCGAUCUAAUUCCAGUGUCAUAUUGGGUAGAGGACGACUUUGUCUUUUUUCUUGGUCGAAAUUGUGGCUCGGCUAUAGAAAAACUAUGCAAUGGAAAUUUAGUUGUGCCCAAUCCUAAAAGUACAACACCCUUCAGGUUAAGUAUUAUGCUGAGAUUUGCAACAACAUCAGAAUAUAAAAUAGACGUACAAAGGAAUCUAAGAUUCGUAUUGACCAAGAGAAGUAGUCUGUAUAGUAGAACUCUGGAUUUAACAAAAUUCCACGAAGAUGAAGAUCUCAUAGAAUUUACUCCUCUAUUUCAACCGAAGAUUCUGUAUUUUGUACUACGCAUAGCAAAACAGCUGUCUGUACCUAUGGAGUCAUAUAUACUGAGGAAAAAUAGAAUCAAAGUACUGGAUCCUUUGAAAAUUUUAUCCUCUUCACCAAAUAGUGUCAAAAGCAUUGAUCUUAGCAAUAAUUUGAUCGAUGAUAUUGAUUCUCUACAGCAUUUGACAGAACUAAACCUAACAGAUUUAUUUCUGGAUGGUAAUCCUUUAUGUAGCAAGUAUGGACCAGAGGAAUAUUUUGCCAAAAUUUCGAAACAUCUUAAAUAUCUUACGCAUUUGGAUGGGCUUCCUCUGAGAAAAGACGGUUUUCCUGUCAGCAGACGACACUAUAUGUGCGAUCUGGGAGCAGCAGAUCUUAUUAAUCAGUUCAUUGAAUAUUAUUUCUACCUUUAUGAUCUACCGAAUCGGGACAUAUUGAAAAUGGCGUACCAGAAAGAUGCAAUGUUCAGUCUUACCGCUUCCUACAUCGCGGAUCAGAUAUCUUCGAGCCGCACCAAAAUGCCUAAAUACUUAUCUUUAUCUAGAAAUAUGCAAAAAAUGUCGAACUUUAGUCAGUGUCACAACAAUUUAAUCAGAGGGAAUCAACAGAUUGUGAAUAUACUUAAAAACCUGCCUCUAACCGAACACUAUCGUCCGUCCUUCGCCGUAGAAUUAAUCCAUUAUACAAAUACAUGUGCAGUUGUGUCAGUGUCCGGUGUAUUUAAAGACAGUGCCGACAAUCUAUUAGACGCAGAACAAAUCUUCGGAUUCCGAAGGACAUUCGUAUUGGCGAUAAAACCAGAUGGCGCAUGCGUCAUAACCAAUGAAAUGAUGCAUGUUCACAAUGCUCUCACCUGGCAGCAGGUAACUAGUUUCAAGCAGCCCCGGAGUGUUAUACGGACUAUUGAGUUUCCAAAAUCGGAAAGUGACCACCAGAAAGCGAUCAACGCAUUCAAACGUAUUACUACUUUAGAUACGCAGUGGGCCAAAAGGUGUUUGGAAGAUCGUCAGUAUAAUAUGAAAAUGGCGUUAUUGCUGUUUGUAGACCUUUACAAACAAAAUAAAAUUCCCCCAGAUGGUUUUGUAAAGACAGGUACAAAUAAUACAUAUGAAGGAGUUGGAAACGACCAGUACAACCAAAAUAAGAAGAUGAGGGUGUAAAUAAGUUUACCAAAAAUGUACGCCCAACAAAAUAUAACUUUAUUUGGUUUGAUCCAAGUUGAAAUAUCGUAUAUUUUUGGUAUUUUGAAAUCAUGUUUCAAGGUACAAGUGUGUGUGUAUUAACAUUUUAUAGUGAAAAUUGAUCUACAAAACUUAAUUCAUUAUUUAUUUUGAUGCGAUGAAUUUUUUUUUAUUUUUUUAACACUCCUAUAUUGGAAAGAUUUUCCAAUUAUUUGUUCAUUACAUCAAUAUCAACAUUUUAUAUAAAUAUGCAAAAUAAUUGUGAAUAAAGGUGCAAAACUAAGUACCUAAAUUAGAAUGCAAGACUUGCAUUAAAUAAGAACAAUAUGCAAUUUGCAUAUUUAUCUAAGUGUAUUUAUAAAUAAUUGCGAAAAAAAUUAAGAUUUGUUACGUCACAAAAGUUGGGGAUAAUAUUAUAUUAAUAUUCUGAUUCAUCACAGGGACUCUCUUCAUUUAUUCUGAUACUCUGAUAUCUUAGUUUUGAGAUAUAGGUAUUUAGACAAAAAGGUGAAUCAAAACAAAUAUUUUUAAUUUCGUUUAUUGUUUUAUAUUGUGUAAAUACAUAAGGUAGUUCUAGAAUUAAUAUUUUUCUAAAAUAUGUGAGUUGAAGAAAUAUUAGAAUAAAAUAUUUGAGAUA